GGGGCCUGGAGAGCCGCCUGCAGGGGGUGCGUCACCCAGGCUGUGCAGAGCCCCGACACCCAGGGAUUGCCGAGCACGGAGAGGAAGAGAAUCAUCAAGGACCAUCCGCUGCCGUUCUCCGCCUUCCUCACAGACAGCUUUGGGCGUCAGCACAAUUAUCUGCGGAUUUCAUUGACUGAGAAGUGUAACCUCCGAUGUCAGUAUUGUAUGCCGGAAGAAGGAGUACCGCUGACCCCAAAGGGCGACCUUCUCAGCACUCAGGAGAUCCUCACUCUGGCCAGGCUCUUCGUACAGGAAGGAGUGGACAAAAUCCGCCUGACCGGUGGGGAGCCUCUCAUCCGACCCGAUGUGGUGGACAUUAUAGCCCAGCUCCGGAAACUGGAAGGCCUGAAAACCAUCGCGCUUACCACCAACGGGAUUAAUCUGGCCCGACAGCUGCCCAGGCUGAAGGAAGCGGGACUGGACGUGGUCAAUGUCAGUCUGGACACCCUGGUACCGGCCAAGUUUGAGUUUAUUGUGCGGAGGAAAGGGUUCCAUAAAGUCAUGGAGGGGAUCAGCCGUGCGGUGGAGCUGGGGUACAAUCCUGUCAAGCUGAACUGCGUGGUGAUGCGAGGCCUGAACGAGGAUGAGCUGGUGGAUUUUGUAGCACUGACGGAGAAGCAACCGCUGGAGGUGCGCUUCAUAGAAUACAUGCCCUUUGAUGGUAACAAAUGGAACUUUAAGAAGAUGGUGAGCUACCAGGAGAUGUUGGACAGCAUUCGUCAGAGGUGGCCUGAACUGGAAAAACUGCCCACUGAAAUGUCCAGCACUUCUAAGGCCUUCCGGGUGCCCAAUUUCCAGGGGCAGAUCGGCUUCAUCACAUCGAUGUCUGAACACUUCUGUGGCUCUUGUAACCGGCUGCGGAUCACAGCGGACGGAAACCUGAAGGUCUGUCUAUUUGGGAACUCCGAAGUGUCUCUCAGGGACGUGGUGCGGUCAGGGGCGUGCGAGGAGGAGCUUAUACAGAUCAUCGGCGCAGCUGUGGGGAGAAAAAAGAAACAGCACGCAGGUAUGUUCAGCAUAUCACAGAUGAAGAACCGUCCGAUGAUCCUGAUUGGAAACUGGAAGCUUCCACAGAAAACAACGAAGUGGUUUUUUAACGAACAACUUCAAAGACUCGGUUUGAGAACCAAAUCAAACACGCCCACUACACCCGUCCCAAAUAACAGAGGCUUCUACCGAUCACUACGAGAUUUUAGAGCGGCUAGGCCGAAAAUCAUGGUGCUUCCACUGCGGGCUUUCUGCAGCAACCCGAAAAACUUUAAUACUGACCCAAAGUGCCUUAAAACAGAAGAGUCUUCCACUGAACGAACCACUUUAUCUGAUACGCACAAUCCCUCUUCACAGGGAACCUCUGAACACUUGACGCACGUUGACCGAGAUGGGAAGGUUUUCAUGGUGGACGUCGGGGGCAAAUUAGACACGCGGCGCACGGCAGUCGCUACGGCAGUUGUUCGCCUGGGGCCAAAGCUCUUCCACAUGGUCCAGUCCAACCAGCUCAAGAAGGGUGAUGUCCUCACGGUGGCCCACAUUGCCGGAAUCCAGGGUGCCAAACUGACCAGCCAGCUCAUCCCCCUGUGCCACAACAUCCCCUUAAGCCAGGUCAAAGUUUCCCUGAAACUGGACGGCGCCCGGUUUGCCGUGGCGAUCAGGGCCGAGUGUAGCACCCACGGUAAAACGGGUGUGGAGAUGGAAGCGCUGACCGCGGCCAGCGUGGCGGCUUUGACCAUCUACGACAUGUGCAAAGCCGUCACCCAUGACAUCAUUAUCGAAGAAGUGAAACUGGAGAGCAAAACCGGAGGUCAGAGAGGAGACUUCCACCGUGAGCCAAAACCAUCAAAUUAAAGGGCAAGUCCCUUCAGGAGUGAUGUUCAAAAUGGACGUCUGUGGGCUACGGCUUCUUGCAGC
Molecule: messenger RNA, 1947 nt
Organism: Nanorana parkeri
Lineage: Eukaryota; Metazoa; Chordata; Amphibia; Anura; Dicroglossidae
Gene: MOCS1
Product: molybdenum cofactor synthesis 1
Exons: 11
Coding region: 208-1884 (558 amino acids)
Biological process (GO): Mo-molybdopterin cofactor biosynthetic process
Molecular function (GO): 4 iron, 4 sulfur cluster binding; metal ion binding; GTP 3',8'-cyclase activity
Source: RefSeq, a predicted model, not a curated record